Molecule: messenger RNA, 4904 nt
Organism: Rhipicephalus sanguineus (brown dog tick)
Lineage: Eukaryota; Metazoa; Arthropoda; Arachnida; Ixodida; Ixodidae
Product: actin-related protein 2/3 complex subunit 1A
Exons: 9
Coding region: 165-1298 (377 amino acids)
Biological process (GO): Arp2/3 complex-mediated actin nucleation
Cellular component (GO): Arp2/3 protein complex; actin cytoskeleton
Molecular function (GO): actin filament binding
Source: RefSeq, a predicted model, not a curated record
GUGAAGCCAACGCGAACCAAAAUACAAGUCGUUAUUUUUUUUAUCGUAGAGACCGCGGAGGCAAGCUGCCCGGUCGACGAAACUCGCUCGAUUUCCAUCAACAAUCAGCACCCGUUUUCAUGUCUAGACUGGCGGACGCAAAGUGACAUCUCCACUCUCAGACCAUGGACGUACACAGUUUUGGUGUGGAGCCCAUCACUUGCCACGCAUGGAACGAGAAUCGCACAGAGGUGGCACUGUGCCCCAACAGCACGGACGUGCAAAUCUACAAGCGAGAGGCGAACGGAGGUUGGUCUCGGGGGCAGACGCUCAGCCGGCACGACCUUCGAGUGACCAGCAUCGACUGGGCACCGCAGAGUAACCGCAUCGUGACCUGCGCUGCGGACCGCAACGCGUACGUCUGGACCCUGGGCUCGGAGGAACCCGGCACCAAUGCCACAGUGUGGACCCCUACCUUGGUGCUGCUGCGGAUCAACCGUGCGGCCACCUGUGUCCGGUGGUCUCCCAGCGAGAACAAGUUUGCGGUGGGCUCUGGUGCCAAGCUGGUGUCGGUGUGUUACUUUGAGGAGGACCACAACUGGUGGGUGAGCAAGCACAUCAAGAAGCCCAUCAAGUCGACCGUCACCUCGGUCGACUGGCACCCCAACAACUGCCUGCUGGCCUGUGGCUCCACCGACUUCCGCACCAGGGUGUUUUCUGCGUACAUCAAGGAGGUGGACAGUCCUCCCGAGCCAACGCCCUGGGGUGACAAGACUGCCUCAUUUGGGAGUCUAGUGGCCGAACUGUCCGCGAGUGGCAUUGGCUGGGUGCACUCGGUGUGUUUCUCGGGAGACGGCACCCGGCUGGCCUGGGUUGGACACGACUCGAGCAUAUGUGUGGCGGACGCCCAGCAGGGGCAGGCCAUCAAGUUUGUGCGCACGCAGUACCUGCCCUUUCUGUCCUGCCUCUGGAUCUCACCCACGAGGUUGCUGGUUUCCGGUUAUGACUGCUCUCCCAUGGUGUACGAGUACAGAGACGGCCAGCUAAAGUUCGUUGAAAAACUCGACAAAUCGCAACGCAAGGAAGUGGAUGGCGUCAGUGCCAUGCGCAAGUUCCGCAACAUGGACAAGCAUGCGAUGGAGAGCCGGGGUGACACCCUUCUGGACACGGCGCACCAAAAUGCCAUCACCCUAGUAACCUUGGUGCAGGGAAAGCGGGACAAUGCAUCGCGCGUCUGCAGCCAGGGCAUGGACGGAAGGCUCAUCCUCUGGGACAUUAAGACGCUGCAGUCCUCAAUGGCCGGUAUGCACAUUGUCUGACCUCCGGUCGUCACAGUAGUCGGCCUAGGAUGUGGCUGGAACGAGCCACUCUAUCGGUCUAAUGUUGGCAAGGGACGACAAGCGUGCGCGUGAACCUGCCGCCACAAGAGGACGGACGACGACUCCCUUACAGUCCGCGACAGUGUCUUCCACGCGGACGACGAGCCAAACCAGACGACAGCUUCCAUGCGGACGCGCUCCUGCCCAAGGCAUCCGGGGAGGGCUGUGUUAAUUUUUUUAUAUAUAAGUCAAUAACUUAAUGCGAGCAUUGCGUUUCGAAUCAAUCAUUUCUGCUGUUGGUGACUGUUGUCGGAGAGUCUUUCGUUCUUAUACGCCCUUUCUGUGCUUUUUUUUUUUUUUUUUUUCCCCCUUGUACAGUGCGUUUUAAACGCUCACUAAUCCAGCUGUUUCCUCUGCCAUCUUCCUGGCGUUUUAAGUUAAUAGGAAUUGUUAUGAAAAGCACGGAUUUCAAUUUUAUGACCUUCAAAUACCAGCAUAGUAAAAGCAAUUGCGAGAAAAGCAUGAAAAGUGUGCUCGCACAUCUUUUUGGUACUUGUAGGUCGAAAUUUCAAGCUAUUGCUAACGUUGAAUAAAGUAGUAGUGAGUACCACAUCGAUAAAGAAUUGGAUGUUGUUAUAAAAAGAAAAUUUUAAGGUACUGUUUGCAGGCUCAGAUUUGAGCACUGCUUGUGCUGCGAAAAUGUUCUUUAGGAACUGUGUUACAACUGGGCUAUUUUCUGUACACGCGACAUAUAAGCUGAAGCUCCAUGGUUGGCCUAGGUGAAUCAUAGCAAACAUACUAGGCACCUAGUAGUUGCGAAAAGUUUUCGAGUUUCUGUGAUUACCAAAACAAUAUCAUUGCUACAGCUUUGUAGAAAUGUAUGUGUUUACUGCAACCUCUGGGAGCCCGCUGGAGUUUUAUUGAGGCACUAAAGACUAUAACAGUUUGCAAAGAAACACAUUGUUUCGCGGUGGCAAUGUAAUGUUGCAUGAUUAGACAUUACUUUAACAUGCAGGAGAUCACAUUUUUUUAACCUCCACUUGAACUGUGUUGUUGCAGUGCCAGUUGGACCUUCCAGAAUUGUGAAGUGAAAUAGCACACCGUGCAUAAGUACGGUUAUGUAGCAAUUUCUCUUGGCCAGUGAUUGAUAAAGAAAAAAUGAAAUGAAGAAUAAGCAAUCAUUACAAUAUCCCAGCCCCAGUUUAUUAUAUUUCUCCAGGUAUGAACAAAGCCCAGUUGCUACAACUUGUUGACAUCGUGACAAACGCAUGAGCUGCAGUACUCUUGCGUUAAAUUUUCUGCAUGCUGAAUGCAGAUAACACAAAUUACUCUGGAUUAACGGUGCAAGCGGUGUUAUGUCAGAUUUGGAUUCAUUAAAUUAAUUCACGGGUUGCGGUAAACAUGCAGUGGUUUUUUUCAUUCGUUCCUUGUUUAGCAUAAAGAAGGUUGUGUGAGCAUUCUCCCGAGGCUAGUUUUUUGUCUGGUGUUUGCCUUGCUGCUCAUGCCUACCCGCGUUGCCAUCUCUGGUUUUCAUGGUCAAAUUACAGGCUGACAUUUUUAUACAAAGUAGUUGCUCCGAUAUCUAUUCUGGUUGCAGCAGUGUAGUUCACAGCAGCUGUACCAAUUGUCUAAAACAACGUGUGCUUGGUGGUUAGGCACUGCCUUUUAAUUUUGGAACUGACGUUAAUACGCAUUCAUCCUCAUCUUUUGUUUGUUCUGUUUGUAAUUCUAAAACCACAACAUGCACACAGUUACAGUCUCUCUUGCUGUAUGUCCUGCACAUAUUUACUGCAGUAAAGACCAUGUUGGUGCAGGGUGAGCAGUCUGUCAGUAGGAAAUGUUAUAUUCUGUGUUGAUCACGCAUAUUAGACUUGGAAAACUUGGAUAUGUACACAUUGCUCACAGCUGGAAAAGAAAAGCUCUUACUCACGUCAGGAAAUAUUGUCCUCUGAAGCACUUGAUGAAAACCAAAUAUUUGCUGAACGCAUGGCAAACUUGGAUAUAAAAUCAACAUCGUCUUGUAAUAUUUAACGCAAGCAGCCAACUAUGCUGCUGGAAAUGUUUUGGCAGGGUGGUGCAGUUUCGCGUGGUGAUCGGGGAUCGCCAGAAUGAAAGCCUCGGAGAUGGAGCCGCAUGCUGGUAAAGAUGGAGCCAAUAUGUUUCAUGACUUUUUGGCUAAGGGAAAGGGCGCAUGUGCCGCGGGACUGUGGAAAAGGUAGAUUUUCACAGCCCCACCAUGUUGACCUGGACAUCAAGACGUAAGCAAGUUCACCUCUUCAGUGUUCUCAAAAGCAGCAUCUUGUACAAUACAAUGGUCACCGACACAAACCUACGCAAGUGAAAUGUGAAACUUUGUCACUGGUGCUGCGACACAUUCGAAAUGAGGACAUUUGUCGAGGUUUUAUUUUUUUCUCGGAAGUGUGCUCAAUAGGUGGCUAGGGCUGUUUUUAGGGAAUGUUAGCUGCCACAUCAAGACAGAUUGCUGGCUGUUUAUAGUGUUUGCAGCAACACUGGUACGUGCUUUACAAAGCUGCUGUAGUGUUUGAAGCAGCAGUGUGCGCACACUGAUCUUUCUGUGUGAGUGCACCAGCUGAGCUCUAUCUGAUCGGUUGGUUGCAUUGUCAGUGGUUGCGAGUUUGUUUUUACACACAACACAAAGUGUACGUCGGGGUGGAAGCUGUUCUGUGACUGUGCAAUGCGUAGCCACUGGUGUUUGCCUGGAUAAUAUCAAAUCGGAUUUUUUCUCGCCUACGACAGACGCUCGAGAUGACUACAGCUCUUCUGGCAUUGGAGCAUUGUCAGCAAUACCCUCGUCACUUUCAUCGUUUUGUAGUGUACUGCAGAUUAUGGCUACAUUCUUGAAUUUUGUAUGGUCCAUGGUUUACACAGAACUUCGAUUUCGGAGAGUUGGUUGAAUUUUGACUUCAUGGAAAAGCAGUGCUAAAAAAUGUGCAUACACAGAGCCCCAUCACCCCCCCAUAUAGUUCACGCAUAUGGGGAGGGGGAAGCACUUAAAAGAUUACAGAGUAGAGUGGCAACUAAAGUAAAUAUAAUUUGAGUUAGUGAACUUGGUGAUAUUUGCAGGUGGGUCUGUUUCCCCAUUGCUGUAGACAUUCCGAAUCAACUCUUACAUGUGUGUGCACUUGCAGCGAAAAAGCUGUCCGCUAAUAUUUAUGGCUAAAGUGUUACUGUAACGGUUUGCGUGAAACAAGGCAAUUCGGGAAGCAUACUGUAGCAGUCUCAAGGUCAGUGAGAUACUUUUUGUGAAGCUAUAACAUGCUAGCUUGUGCAGCCUAUAAACUGGUAAAUGCUGGUAAGCUGUUGGAAGGCUGACUUGCGGGGCAACGUAUGCUGUAAUUUUCAUUUGUCAAAGCUUUGCAUGUUUGUCUGAAAAAUUGUUGAUAGUGUCACUGAGCCUUGGGAUGACUGGCUGUGAAAAAACAACGCAAUCGCUUAAUUUAUUCUUGCAGGUGUUCUGCAUCUGUGAUUUCUUUGUGCACUGUUUAAAACUGCAUCACGGAUGUUUCAGUGGUCAUGUCUCCUUGCUGGGAACCCUGGUCUCGAGGUUGUAAGAUAAUGACAAAUAAACGACACAUGCCUUUCUUC